GGAGGGAGCCCUUGGUCACAAGCAUGCAAUACAGAUCCAUGUCCUCCAGAGUCCGCUAUGCUGCGCCUAGCGCAGCCCCGGAGCUUUCUCAAACCUGGAGUGACCGUAACAGUUUGCCAGGACACCGUAGAGGGGGCACGUCAGCGCUGCGACUUCCUCCAGACGCCGCCUCUGAUUGGCUCCCGGGCAUAUAAGAAACCGGUGAAUGAGCGGCUGGCCCUUGCAGAAACUUGCUGGAGGUCUUUGGGUGGCAUUGCCCCUUCCUCCUAGUCAGCCCGGCGGGCGAGCGGAGCCAGGGGGAGGAUGAGGUCGUCCUGUGUCCUGCUCACCGCUUUGGUGGCGCUGGCCGCCUAUUAUAUCUACAUCCCCUUGCCCAGCUCCGUGUCCGAUCCCUGGAAGCUGAUGCUGCUGGACGCCACUUUCCGGAGCGCACAGCAAGUGAGUAACCUGAUACACUACCUGGGUCUUAGCCAUCAUCUGCUCGCACUGAACUUUAUCAUCGUUUCUUUCGGCAAGAAAAGUGCAUGGUCAUCUGCUCAAGUGAAGGUGACCGACACUGACUUUGACGGCGUGGAAGUCAGAGUGUUUGAAGGCCCUCCAAAGCCAGAAGAGCCGCUGAAACGCAGCGUUGUUUACAUCCAUGGAGGAGGCUGGGCCUUGGCAAGUGCAAAAAUCAGGUAUUAUGAUGAACUGUGUACAGCAAUGGCUGAGGAACUGAAUGCUGUCAUUGUCUCCAUUGAAUACAGGCUGGUUCCAACGGUUUAUUUUCCUGCGCAGAUUCACGAUGUUGUACGUGCCACAAAGUAUUUCCUGCAGCCGGAAGUCUUACACAAGUAUUCAGUUGACCCAGGCAGAAUUGGCAUUUCUGGUGACAGUGCUGGUGGGAAUUUGGCUGCUGCCCUGGGCCAACAGUUUAAUCAAGAUGACAACCUAAAAAACAAGCUCAGAGUGCAAGCUUUAAUUUACCCAGUUCUUCAAGCACUAGAUUUUAACACACCCUCUUAUCAGCAAAACAUGAACACCCCAAUCCUACCCCGCUAUGUCAUGGUCAAGUACUGGGUGGACUACUUCAAGGGCAACUAUGAUUUUGUCCAGGCAAUGAUAGUUAACAAUCACACUUCACUUGAUGUGGAAGAGGCUGCUGCCCUCAGGGCCCGUCUAAACUGGACAUCUCUCUUGCCCGCUUCCAUCACAAAGAACUACAAGCCUGUCGUGCAGACCACCGGCAACGCCAGGAUUGUCCAGGAGAUCCCUCAGCUGCUGGAUGCCCGUUCGGCCCCACUCAUCGCAGAACAGGAAGUCCUACGGCACCUCCCAAAGACCUAUAUUCUGACCUGUGAGCACGAUGUCCUAAGAGAUGAUGGAAUCAUGUAUGCCAAGCGUUUGGAGAGUGCAGGUGUGGAGGUGACCCUUGAUCACUUUGAGGAUGGCUUCCAUGGGUGCAUGAUUUUCACCAGCUGGCCCACCAACUUCUCAGUGGGAAUUCGGACUAGGAAUAGUUACAUCAAGUGGCUGGAUCAAAACCUGUAAAAGAGUCAAAUUUCCAAAAGGCUUGAGCCCCUCUUUACCUCUUGCACUGGCUUUGGAAAGACAUUCACUUUUUAGUCGACUGAUUUACCCUUGUUACUUGUGAGUUACAGAAUCUCUAUUUCCUGCAGACUUUAUGUUCACUUAAUUUUUAAACAUACUUCUGACUAACAUAAGUGCAAAAACAUCUGAAUCUAGUUCUCUAAGUGGGCCAGUCUCUCUGUUCUUAUUGUUUUAGCCAAACUACUGCUAAUAACUCACAGCAGCAGAAAGCAGAGCUAGGCGCUGGAAAUAGCUCUGGUCUUGCCUCCAUCAAGACGUUCUUUUUAGAAGAAAUUCUUCCAGCUGUGGAUGAUAGCGUGACCUUUAAUGAGUAAAGAAAUUGUGAGCUCUUCAACUUGUUAGAGUUUACUUUGAGUUCAGAGCAGUGUUAAAUGUGUGCACUUUAAGGUCAGUGCUGGGUACCAAGUGCCCUCUGUUCUUUAUGGCUGGAUGGCUUUAUUUCCUAUGGGAAUUUUGGCGAAGGUAUUCUAGCAAGGAUAAGUUUCUCAAAUGACUUUCUUCCUUUAGUGUGUUAAUUUUAUGUGAUAGCUGUCUGUAAGUCCAAAUGGAUUAUGAUAAUCUUGAAGGUUACUUUCUACCACUAUUAGAAACUACGAGGUUGCAUGCACUGAGUAUCUUGUGUAUCAUUAUGUUUUUUGGUUAUGCCAUCUCCUUUGGGGAGAUCUUUUGGGAGCAAAUUUAUUUAGAUUUAGAAUAAAUUUUCCAUUGCAGAACAAGUGAAAACAGAGAAAUGAACCAACCCAUUUUUUCAUAAUGAGUACUUCUGACAUAAAUUACCAAGAGUGGUGUGUAUAUAUUUGGCAUAGACAGAAAAGAUGAUAUGCUUAAUAUUAAAAUUAUGAAAAAAA
Vicugna pacos (alpaca) is the source of this 2438-nucleotide messenger RNA. It is a transcript of the gene NCEH1, whose product is annotated as neutral cholesterol ester hydrolase 1. Lineage: Eukaryota; Metazoa; Chordata; Mammalia; Artiodactyla; Camelidae. The record is from RefSeq and is a predicted model, not a curated record. Gene Ontology annotation, molecular function: carboxylic ester hydrolase activity. Gene Ontology annotation, cellular component: membrane.